CGCAUAGCCUUCAGCCUGGGACAUUUAAGGAGCAGCAUGCAUGGUGCAGACUGCAGCUGCUGGACACAGGUGGACCUUGAGAGGUUCCAGAAGCUGCCCUGAGAGGAGCAGCAGCAGCACCACCAUACCUUCUGGGCACAAUGCUUCUCGCCACAUUCAAACUGUGUGCUGGCAGCUCCUACAGACAUAUGCGCAACAUGAAGGGGCUGAGGCACCAGGCAGUGCUGGCCAUUGGCCAGGAGCUGAACCGCAGAGUUCGGGGAGAUCCAGCCCCGGGUGUAUGGAUUAAUCAGGUCCGGCGCCAGAGCUCAUUGCUGGGUUCUCUGCUGGAGGAGCCUCUCUACAGUGAUCAGGAGCUGGCCUACAUCCAGCAGGGGGAGGAGGCCAUGCAGAAGGCCCUGGGCAUCCUCAGCAACCAGGAGGGCUGGAAGAAGGAGAGCCAGCAGGCAAAUGGAGACAAAGUGCUGAGCAAGGUGGUCCCAGAUGUGGGCAAGGUGUUCCGGCUGGAGGUGGUGGUAGACCAGCCCAUGGACAGGCUUUACGAAGAACUUGUGGAUCGCAUGGAGGCGAUGGGGGAGUGGAACCCAAAUGUCAAGGAGCUUAAGAUCCUACAGAAGAUUGGAAAAGACACUGUCAUUACCCACGAGUUGGCCGCAGAAGCAGCGGGAAACCUGGUGGGGCCUCGAGACUUCGUGAGCGUGCGCUGCGCUAAGCGCAGAGGCUCCACUUGCGUGCUGGCGGGUGUGGCCACACACUUCGGGGACAUGCCUGAGCAGAAAGGUGUCAUCAGAGCUGAGCAGCGCCCCACCUGCAUGGUCCUCCAUCCGCUGGCAGGGAACCCUGCAAAGACCAAGCUCACCUGGCUGCUCAGCAUCGACCUCAAGGGUUGGCUGCCAAAGACUAUCAUCAACCAGGUCUUAUCACAGACCCAGAUGGAUUUUGCCAACCACCUGCGCAAGCGCCUGGAGUCCAGCCCCACUGCUGAAGCCCGAUGUUAGCCAGCAGCCUGCAGCUCCCAAUUGCCUGCACCUGGGACGCCCCUGCCAGAAGCCUGCAAGUCUAAGAGCUUCACCUGCAGCUGGGAGGGUUGGGGAGUCUAGGGUGUGAUAAGGCCUGCACUAUUCACAGUGUUAGCACCAAGAUAAUAGCAGGCAUGCUCUCUCUCAGACAGACAGACCUCUCACUUGGUCCAUGAGUAGCUAGCUCUGAAUGUAGGCUAAGCUCCCAAGACACUGGUUACAAAUUCUUCUGGGCUCUUAAAUGCCCAACUAAAACCAUCUUUCGAAUGCUAGUGUCUGUACUAAAGCCACUAAAGCGGGUGCUAAAGGCAAAAACUGGACUCAGGAAUUCCUCUCCCUGCAGGCAAGGUACGGACAGUGCAGGCUCUUACCAGGGGCUCCUGCUCCUGCACUGAGGAUUAGGUUGGUCUCAUUACUCAUUCCACAACACUAGUCAGAAUAGAGCCAUAACUAACAUGAGACCUUCAGUCUCUACUUGUUUUAGUUAUUAAAGAAAAUAUAGUCUAAUAAGAGUAUAAUCUCAUCCUAGAAGGGUCCUAGACAAAUAUUUAAACUAAAUCUCAUUAAAAGGAAAGAAAUAUUGCAGAUUCAUAUCAAUUAUUUAGAAUGUUACCAAAAUCUUUCAUAAAAAAGUAAUUUUCAUAAGCACACACCUAAAUCAGUAAGACACUUUGUAUCUGAGCUGAUUUGUGGGCUCCUUGAAGAUGAUUGUAACUGCAGCUGAUCUACUUAAAAGGAUAGUAUCAAAUGGGAUAAUAAACACCACUAAGAUAAAGUUAACGUGUUUAGGAUGAUGCCAAAUAGUACAAUACUAAAAGAAUUUCAUAGCUGUCAAUUUGGCUCAGAGCAGCCAACUUCUCUGCUUGCAAGGUUAAAAUUGUAGCAUUUUGGGAGAGGCAGCCGCUGGAAGAGGGAUAGUAAGCUAGUAGCUGGUUUCCCUUUCCAUUAUACAGAAAAGCUAUGCUUUAAAAGCAGAAUUGGAGCCAGGUGGGAUGGUGCACACUGUAACCCCAGCACUCAGGAGGCUAAGGCAGGAAAACUGAGUUUUCCAGGGCAGCCUUGGCUACACAGUGAAUCUACGGCCAGUGCAGACACACAGCAACAGUCUCAAACCACAGACAGACAGACAGACACACACACACAUACACAAGAAAGUUCUCCACUAAAUUUAAGUAGGAUAAAGAAAUUACUUGCACCUGGAGCUUUUCCAGUCUAGUUUUAAUAGCUCUGAGGACUUAUACCGUUUGGAAAUAGGGUCCUAGCUUAUUUAUUAAACAACACAACACUAGUGGACAUCCUGGUAUUUAUUGCGAUAUUAAAACUUAACAGCUGAAAAAAAUAUUUAUUGUAAUUUAUUCUGAUGACUUUACUUAGUCUGUUUUUAGCUUAGGGGAAAUCCCUGUUUAUGUCGGCGCUCCUGACUGAGGGGCAGUGGUGGAGACGCAUUUUCACAGCGCUCACGGCCCACUCCUUGCCGAGGAUUGCUUGCUUACAGGCUGGCACAGCAACAUGAGUGCUGGUUCAGAAGAACAGCUGGGAGAGGAGUGUGGUUUCAGCAGACACUAGUUUUAGGCUGGGUUGUAAUGGUUCUUCAAACUAUGUAACUGUGUCCUUCUGAUGUGUAGGAGAUAUUUUUCCUACUUGUUUAAUUUUACAUUUGAAUAAAAUAAGCUGUUCCUGAUAA
This is a messenger RNA of Cavia porcellus (domestic guinea pig), 2703 nucleotides long. RefSeq names its product steroidogenic acute regulatory protein (gene Star). NCBI's taxonomy places the organism in Eukaryota, Metazoa, Chordata, Mammalia, Rodentia, Caviidae. Gene Ontology annotation, cellular component: mitochondrion. The record is from RefSeq and is a predicted model, not a curated record. Gene Ontology annotation, molecular function: cholesterol transfer activity; cholesterol binding. The transcript has 7 exons. Gene Ontology annotation, biological process: regulation of steroid biosynthetic process; intracellular cholesterol transport; steroid biosynthetic process. Bases 141 to 998 code for a protein of 285 amino acids.